UCUUACAGGGUCCUUCGAUAAUUGCUUGAAUGUCCGUAACAUCUUCCUCGUUCAAAAUAACACGGAUACCCUCGGGUGGUUGUGCAGCUAAUUCGCUCAUUUCCUUGGCUACUCGUCGGAUAAUUUGUGGGGAUAAGUUUUCGACAUUUGAUUUCUGAAAUGCAAAUCAUGAUACCAAGUUGAUUAUUCAGGUGAAAACAUAUACAAGGGAGAAGCCCGUCCCCUUAACCAGAACAUAAACAAGAAGCACUGCCAUUAAAGUUUAUAGUUACGAAAUAAUAUGUGUCAUCGAAUACUUACAGAACUUACAGCAGCCAUGUUCAAUGAAUUUUGAAGGAAAUAUCAACUAAACGCGCUCGGAACGCGAUUAUUUAAUGUAUACUGUUAGAAAAUCUUUAACGUCACAACAUCAGCACAGCAUCGCCUGCAAUAACCAACAUUUUGAACUGACAGCCAAUCGCGUGCGAGUUACAAUAAUCUCGAAGGCACAAGUCGAUUCUUCGUCGUUUCGUGUGUUUUCAAGCAAGAAGGAGUCCGGCGUCUUGGACUUUUGCCGAAGCACCAACAUCGUAAUUAAAUUAAAGAACAAAGAAAUGGUUAAAUCUGGAAAAAUAUAAGUUUCAAUAAUGCGAGAAAACUGCAGGCGUGUUCCACACUGAAUUUCAGUUGAUUACACAUUCGCGUCAUAGUUACACUGUGUUCUCCGUUAAAGCAAAUUUAAAUACUUCGUUAUACGUUGGACAGGAUGACCGACAGUGCGGCAAUAGAGAAGGUCAGACUUCAUUUACGUUACUUAUACAUAUAUUGUUUAAAGAAACAGAAAUGAAUACCUUCCUUAACUUUUAACAAGAAAAUGCGUUAGCUGCUACAUUCUGUAGUCUCGCAAUGGAAAAACACAUGAAACAGUUAAAACGCAGAAUGGAAUGUUGGCGUGAAGUAAUACUUCCAUUGAAUUCCAUUCUAUUAUGGGAACGAUCUUGGUAUCCUGGUCUUAUAAUUGGAGUAACAAGUAUGAUUUUCUUUUUAAUAUGGAUAUUGGAGCCUGCUUUUCUUACAAUAAUAUCUGUAUUCCUUCUUGCGUUAGCCUUGGUUGAUUAUUUUGUACCACCUAUAACGUCCCUUUUGUGUACUGUUAAUGGUUGGACAGGUCAAAAAGAGAAAAAAUUGAAUGAGAUUUGUCAAAAUUUGUCUGCUACAAUUUUACAGCUACAAGGUGUUUGGAAUUCAAUGUUACAAACACGAAAUGAUCGUCCUAAUUUUUAUUAUGCAGGAAUAAUAACUUGCCUUAUCAUUUGUACAUGGAUUGGAAGUACAAUCAACAAUUUACUUUUGUUUUAUAUUGCAGUGAAUGCAAUUCUACUUUCACCAGGACUCAGACACAAAAGACGUGUAAUGUCAGCGAUAACCUUUAUACGCGAUCAUUUGUCAGAUGCAAAAAAAUCAUAAUCAACAUUUUGUACGUAUAAUCAUUCUUUUUAUUCUUUAUAUCACUUUUUAUUGGAGACAAAUUAACACUUGUUCAGAGCUAGGGAAAAAUAGACUAUUUGCUUUUAAAAAACGUAAGUGUCAUACGAUUGUAUUGCGAAUUAUAUAUGAUUGUAUAUGCUGAUCUUUUUUGUCGUUUUAUAUAAUAUUUAAUGUAACUCAUUAUCGAUAUACUUUCAUGCCAUAAAUAUGUUUUAAUAUCAUUUUCUUAUUCAUCUCUAAUAAUAAGAAUAUUUCAUGUUUUACAAUUAUUUGUUUAAUCUUAAACAAGUACUUAAUUGUUUCAAUACUAGUCAGUGUAUUUUUAUUAUAUGUAAU
Nomia melanderi (Alkali bee) is the source of this 1803-nucleotide messenger RNA. RefSeq names its product ADP-ribosylation factor-like 6 interacting protein 1 (gene Arl6IP1). NCBI's taxonomy places the organism in Eukaryota, Metazoa, Arthropoda, Insecta, Hymenoptera, Halictidae. Gene Ontology annotation, cellular component: membrane. The record is from RefSeq and is a predicted model, not a curated record.